Messenger RNA from Cyprinodon tularosa, 3999 nucleotides. Its product is annotated as NACHT, LRR and PYD domains-containing protein 12-like. NCBI's taxonomy places the organism in Eukaryota, Metazoa, Chordata, Actinopteri, Cyprinodontiformes, Cyprinodontidae. The transcript has 14 exons. The record is from RefSeq and is a predicted model, not a curated record. Gene Ontology annotation, molecular function: protein binding. Bases 16 to 3999 code for a protein of 1327 amino acids.
UGUGAAGUGAGCAGCAUGGAUCAAUGUGAGGACAGAGAGGACAGAGUCCCUCCAUCUAAAACAACUCUGUUUGGAGAACAUGAGGACCAGAGCAAAGCUCAGAGAAAGCCAGAAUCUGAAACCAACUCUGUGACCUUAAAGCAAAACAGAUCAAAGGAUGCUUUCUGUGAUUUGAUAUCACACCAUCCUACUGCUGCAAACAGGAUGCAACAGAACCUCAAACCAGAAACAGAACCCAGCUGUGUGUCAUUAAAGAGCGACAGGUCAAAGGGUCUUGGUAUUUCCUUUAAAUCAGACCAAACUUCAUCUGCACAGAGGAUCCAACAGACUUUCAGACCAGAACCAGAACCCAGCUGUAUGUCCUUAAGGAGCAACAGGUCAAAGGGUCUUGGUAUUUCUUUUAAAUCAGACCAACCUUCAUCUGCACAGAGAGUCGACCAGCAGAACUCAGUGGUUGCCAGUGGUCCAUCUGCCCAGCAGCAUCAAACCCAGCUGGACUCAAUAUUUAUGCUGCUGGAGGAAAACAUUGUUAGUUUUGUCAAAAAUGAGUUGAAGAAGAUCCAGAAGUUUCUAAGUCUGAAUGGCUCGGAGGGAUCAAAGAGUACAUGGGAGGUUGAGGAGGUGUUGGAAGGAGAGAUUAAAGAGCAAACAAGCAGCAGAGAAGCUUUGGUGAGGAUCACCCUGAACUUCCUGAGGCGGAUGAAGCAGGAGGAGCUGGCUGAACAUCUGAACAUCAAGCUUUUUGAUUCACUUUGUCAACAUAACCUUAAAUCCAGUCUGAAGAAGAGGUUCCAGUCUGUGUUUGAAGGGAUCGCUAAAGCAGGAAGUCCAACCCUUCUGAACCAGAUCUACACAGAGCUCUAUAUUACAGAGGGAGGGACUGGGGGGGUCAAUGAUCAACAUGAGGUCAGACAGAUUGAAACAGCGUCCAGGAAACCACACAGACCAGAAACAACAAUCAGACAGGAAGACAUCUUUAAAGUCCCACCUGGAAGAGAUCAACCAAUCAGAACAGUGAUGACAAAGGGAGUGGCUGGCAUUGGGAAAACAGUCUUAACACAGAAGUUCACUCUGGACUGGGCUGAAGGCAAAGCCCACCAGAACAUCCAGUUCAUAUUUCCAUUCACCUUCAGAGAGCUGAAUGUGCUGAAAGAGAAAAAGUUCAGCUUGGUGGAACUAGUUCAUCACUUCUUUACUGAAACCAAAGGAAUCUGCAGCUUUGAUCACUUCCAGGUUCUGUUCAUCUUUGAUGGUCUGGAUGAGAGUCGACUUCCUCUGGACUUCUACAAUACGGAGAUCCUGACUGAUGUUACCGAGUCUACCUCAGUGGAUGUUCUGCUGACAAACCUCAUCAGGGGGGAACUGCUUCCCUCUGCUCUCCUCUGGAUAACCACACGACCUGCAGCAGCCAAUCAGAUCCCUCCUGAGUGUGUUGGCAUGGUGACAGAGGUCAGAGGGUUCAAUGACCCACAGAAGAAGGAGUACUUCAGGAAGAGAUUCAGAGAUGAGAAGCAGGCCAGCAGGAUCAUCUCCCACAUCAAUAGAUCUAGAAGCAUCCAGAUAAUGUGCCACGUUCCAGUCUUUUGCUGGAUCACUGCUACGGUUCUGGAGGCUGUGUUGGAGACCAGAGAGGGAGGAGAGCUGCCCAGCACCCUGACAGAGAUGUACAUCCACUUCCUGGUUGUUCAAACCAAAGUGAAGAAGGUCAAGUAUGAUGGAGGAACUGAGACAGAUCCACACUGGAGUCCAGAGAGCAGGAAGAUGAUUAAGUCUCUGGGAAAACUGGCUUUUGAUCAACUGCAGAAAGGAAACCUGAUCUUCUAUGAAUCAGACCUGACAGAGUGUGGCAUUGAUAUCACAGCAGCCUCAGUUUACUCAGGAGUGUUCACACAGAUCUUUAGAGAGGAGAGAGGGCUGUACCAGAACCAGAACAAGGUGUUCUGCUUCGUACAUCUGAGUGUUCAGGAGUUCCUGGCUGCUCUUCAUGUCCAUCUGAGCUUCAUCAAGGAUGGAGUCAAUCUUUUGGAAGAACAAAAUAAUAUUUCUGUUUGGUCUAAAUUAUCUAAGAUUGUAAAACUAAAAAGUCUCCAUCAGAGUGCUGUGGAUAAGGCCUUACAGAGUCCAAAUGGACACCUGGACUUGUUCCUCCGCUUCCUCCUGGGUCUUUCCCUGCAGACCAACCAGACUCUCCUACAAGGUCUGAUAACAAAGAUAGAAAAUAGCUCACUGACCUAUCAAGAAACAGUUCAGUACAUCAAGGAGAAGAUCAAAGAUAAUCUGUCUGCAGAGAAAAGCAUCAACCUGUUCCACUGCCUGAAUGAACUGAACGAUCAUUCUCUCGUCCAGGAGAUCCAACAGUCUCUGAAAUCAGGAAGUCUCUCCACAGAUAAACUGUCUCCUGCUCAGUGGUCAGCUCUGGCCUUUAUCUUAAUGACAUCAGGAGAAGAUCUGGAUGUGUUUGACCUGAAGAAAUACUCUGCUUCAGAGGAGGCUCUUCUCAGGCUGCUGCCAGUGGUCAAAGCUUCAAACAAAGCUCUACUGAAUGACUGUAACCUCUCUGCAAGAAGCUGUGAAGUUCUGGCCUCAGUUCUCAGCUCCCAGUCCUCUAAUCUGAGAGAGAUGGACCUGAGCAACAACAAGCUGCAUGAUUCUGGAGUGAAGCUCCUGUCUUCUGGACUGAAGAAUCCAAACUGCAAACUGGAAACUCUCAGACUUAGAUCCUGUAACCUCUCAAUGAGAACUUGUGAAGUUCUGCUAUCACUUCUUAGUUCCAAGUCCUGCUGUUUGAGAGAGGUUGACCUGGAGAACAACAACCUCCAGGAUUCAGGGGAGAAAUUGCGGUAUUACCUGAAGAAAUACUCUGCUUCAGAGGAGGCUCUUCUCAUGCUGCUAUCAGUUGUCAAACCUUCAAUCAGAGUAUUACUGAAUGACUGCAACCUCUCAGAGAGAAGCUGUGAAGUUCUGGCCUCAAUUCUCAGCACUGGGUCCUCUAAUCUGAGAGAGAUGGAUCUGAGUAACAACAAGCUGCAGGAUUCUGGAGUGGAGAUGCUGUCCUCAGGACUCAAAAGUCCAAACUCAAAAGUCCAAACACUCAGACUGAAUGACUGUAACCUCUCAGCCAGAAGCUGUGAAGUUCUGGCCUCAGUUCUCAGCUCGCAGUAUUCUAAUCUGAAAGAGAUGGACCUGAGUAACAACAAGCUGCAGGAUUCUGGAGUGGAGCUUCUGUCUUCUGGACUGAAGAGUCCGAACUGCAAACUGGAAACUCUCAGACUUAGAUCCUGUAAUCUCUCAGGGAGAACUUGUGAAGUUUUGUCAUCAGUCCUGAGGUCCAAGUCCUGCUGUCUGAGAGAAUUUGACCUGGAGAACAACAACUUCCAAGAUUCAGGGCAGAAGUUUCUGUCUGGUUCAGACUGGACACUGGAAAUAUUCAGGGAGCCUGAUGGAGUCCGAUGGUUGAAACCAGGUCUGAGGAAGUAUUCCUGUCAGCUCACAAUCGACACAAACACAGUGAACAGAAACCUGAAACCGUCUCAAGAACACAGGAAGGUGACAUAUGACGGGGAGCGUCAGUCGUAUACAGAUAAUUUAAACAGAUUUGAUCACUGGCCUCAGCUUCUGUGUAGUGAUGGUCUAACUGGUCGCUGUUACUGGGAGGUUGAGUGGGGAGGAAAAGUUUAUAUAUCAAUGAGUUACAGAAAAAUCAGGAGGAAAGGAAAGAUUAUAGACUGUGUGUUUGGAUUUAAUGAUCAUUCCUGGAGUCUGAUCUGCUCUGAUGAUAAAGGUUACUCUGUCUGGCACAAUAAGAAGAAAUCUCAUAUCUCUACCUUCUCAGUCUCUAACAGAGUAGCAGUGUAUGUGGACUGUCCUGCUGGCAUUCUAUCCUUUUACGGAGUCUCAUCUGACUCACUGAUCCACCUUUUCACCUUCAACACCACAUUCACUGAACCUCUUUAUCCUGGAUUCUCGAUCAGUUCUGGCUCCUCUGUGUCUCUGUGUUGA